GAAUACGCAGUGGAGUGCGUUAGUUGCAGUCACUUCGACGUCACCCUGAAGCUUUUGCAGAAGUUCCUUCCGAAAGAGUCGCCUGAUGAGCUGACGUUCAUUUUGGACAUGCGUAGCAGCCUUGGGGUGGACAGCUACUCGGAGCUGUUAGAAUCUCAAGAGGUUCGUGAUGCAUUCGGGGAAACGGAGCUGAAGCAUUUGGACGAGCAUCUGGAGCUGCAGAGAAAGCCCGCCAGACAAGCAUUCUCGGAGAGCCUGAAAUCUUACAGGGAGCGGGAAGGCAAAAGGGCUGUGAAGCGCCUGUGUGCUCAGGACAAGGGUGGUGUGGGUGGACAGAAGCUCAUUUCCAAUGGCUUGCGUUUGUACCCAGCUGUGGUUCGUGCGCAGAAGCUGUCCGAAUCCGAGGCCUUGUCUUUUCUGCCGCCAGGUAGCACCGCGAAGAAGCGCAGCAUCGACAACCGCUGGGACUUGAAGUGGAGCUGCAACAAGCGCACGAGAACAUGGACUCGCCAUGGAGAGCUGGAAGCCUUCGCUUUGUGUGCCGGAUUCCUGUGGGCUUGUUUCCAUGAGGCAGGUGGGCAGGCAUGCCCGCACGACUGGAUAAAGGAGAUCUACCAGAAAGAGAAGUCUUCGGGGUGA
Symbiodinium necroappetens is the source of this 639-nucleotide messenger RNA. NCBI's taxonomy places the organism in Eukaryota, Dinophyceae, Suessiales, Symbiodiniaceae. The record is from the annotation of a GenBank genome assembly.